UAGUCCAUAACAUUGUAUCGCUAUUACUGUAACGUCUGAUAUUGAAUUUGUGGUUGUGAACGUGUGUGCUGUGCUUAUUCCAGUUUUGGACGUAUACCUAAAAGUAACCCUUUGAAGUUAAGCUCCGAAUGUCUAUUAUAUGAGGUACAUAUCAAACACAAACAAAAAAUCCGGCCAUCAGGGAUCCGAGUUGUGACUUCAAAGACAUUUCGCUAGUUUUUCUGGGGAAAUAUCAGUACAAAUGAAUGCAACAAAUUUCGUAACCGCGGAGUUGGGUGCAACGCUGGAUGACUUUUGUCGACUGUGUUUACGGCAGUAUGGAGCGCCCUGGAUGCAUCCAUGGCGCGAACGUUUACCCGUAGGCGGAACAGAAACUACCGUAUCCAUUCCUGAUAUGCUGGUCUACUGUUGUGGGUUGCCGUCCAAUUUAACUGACGAACUUCCGCAACGCGUCUGCAUUCCAUGUAUCAAGCGGUUGCAACAGGCUUUCGCCAUCUGCCGGGAUAUUAAGGAGAAGGAAACUAUACUCGAUAGAUUUUUAUUAAAUGGGUCCGUUUUGGAGAGGCUAAUUAAAUACGAACAGUUUCGCUUCGACAAGAAAGACGAGACUCCUGUGGAAGAGAUAAAUGGCAUAGAUGAACCACUUGCAGAAGACAUCAAACUAUCUGAAACAACGCUAAUCAAUGUGUCCAAUACGUUUCCAUUAGAUGAAGUGGACGUAUCUCAAUCAUGCGUUGAGGAGCUGGACAAUGACCAAACCCAAAAUCCUACUUCAGAAUGUUUCAUAAGAAGAGAGGAAAACUUCACUACGACUAAUUUAUCUAAUCAAUGCGAUUCUUCCCGAGAAAUUGCUUCAGAUUGUACCCAAAAGAUUAGGACCCAAGCGCGACUGCAAGUCAAACCAAAGGAAUCUUUAUUUCAGCUAAAAAAUAAACCAUUGAGUAAAACAAAAAGUUUAACAGCAAACAAGUGCAAACGAAAAGCUGGUAGACGUUCGAAGCUUUUCGAGGAUGUACCUUCCGAACCAGAAGAGGACGGCUUCUUCCAUUGUACGCUCUGCCCUCGCAAGUUUCCACAGCGGAGGAACUUUAGGGAGCACUGGGGUGUACAUUUGGCCAGGAAAGACCAACGCUAUAAAUGCCCCGAGUGCGGCAAAAUCUUCGGUAAGCGGGACCAUCUUGUGAGGCAUGUGCACAAGCACCGGGAACGAACUUGAGCACAGAGUUUAAACAGCCGGAGAAUCUGAUUAUUGCGUUCGUUUUAGAAUGUAAGUUUUAAAUGUUUGAGUGUAAAUUUUAUUUUAGAUAUAAGUUUCCGACCAUUUCAAAAAAAGUUUAUGUUCCAAAAACUA
Armigeres subalbatus is the source of this 1351-nucleotide messenger RNA. RefSeq names its product zinc finger protein 184-like. The coding region runs from base 242 to 1216 and encodes 324 amino acids. The record is from RefSeq and is a predicted model, not a curated record. The transcript is spliced from 3 exons. Lineage: Eukaryota; Metazoa; Arthropoda; Insecta; Diptera; Culicidae. Gene Ontology annotation, cellular component: nucleus. Gene Ontology annotation, molecular function: zinc ion binding.